GGGGAUGGCUGUACAACAAUGUGAAUGUACUUAAUGCCACUGCACCGUACACUUAGAAGUGGUUAUGGCAAUAAUUUCACGUUAUGAGUUUUUUUGCCACAAUUUAAAAGAAAAACAUUGAUAUUAACCUACUAUUAUUUAAGGUACUGUACCAGGUGUUACCUAUACUAGGAGGAGGCUAGUAUGCCCUUGGGAAAUCGGUUGGUCAGUGCUUGGAAUGGUGAGUCUCGUAUCAAAGUAAAGGCGUUAACCCAGGGCUCCUUCCACCUUGCCCAGUAGCGAGAGGUUGUAUUUGUCUCCUUGGGCUGUUUCAUGCUCAUCAGUUCUGGGCCCUUGUAGACUUUAGAGGGAACAGGCUCUCCAGCAGCACGGGUUGGGGCCCCAACAGGGUCACCAGCUCUGAAGUCCUGUUCUCUGGGCUCGGUAUAUGAGAGACGACGUGGCAGGAGCUGUCAGGUAGCGUCAUCCCAGUGAACCAGAGGGGCACCCACCUGCAGGGACUGCAGAGACGUCCCCAUGACACACCAAGGCCUGACUUCGACACUGAGCCCCGCUCCCAGCCUGAAUGCCCCAGAACCCUCCCAGAAAUAGGCCGGCCUGAGCAGGGGGUGUCAUACAAGGCAAAACUGCCCACUGGCCAACAUCCAAAGGACAGAGAGAGUGCUAGCCCAGGCAUGGUAAUAAGCAGCUGCAGCCACAGUGAAAGGAACCACUAUCUUCACAUGUUCUUAGUAGGUCAGGAGCUAUUGAAUGAACAUUGGCCUUUUCACUCAUCACCAGACAGUGAUGAUUCUCAGCGAUAGUAUCUUUUAAGUAGAAAGGAAAGAAUAUUUUUGCAUUUAAGUAGUUCCUUGUAAGAUGGAAUUACCAGUCUGUUUUUGAAAAGCACUUUAUCUUGUAAUUUUUAUGAAAGAAAAUGAAAACUCUUCUGAGUGAGUUUGGUAGCUGGACUACAGACACCAAUUUGUCAUGCUGAUGGUGCAGUGUUUAUGAAAGGAGCGAUUUCUGCAGGGUGUUGUAUAUGACUUGUUGCCAUAGGAAGUGCACAGUGCUCUCACAUGAAUAUGGAAGCCAUGAGAUUGGUUUUUUGGUUGAGGAUCACUCAUUCACCGAAAAUGUAUCCAGCACCUGUUAAGUCCAAAGAGCUGUGUGCAGUGCCCUAGGGAAUACAGAGGGCGAUCUAAAAUCUUACCUGCGCAAUGAGCAAGAGCACGUGCGGGGGGAUUCGCAGACCAUGUUGCUGCAGAGGAUGGCGUGUGAGAUUGCUGCGGGGCUGGCCGCCAUGCACAAGCUGCACUUCCUGCACAGUGAUUUAGCCCUGCGGAAUUGUUUUCUGACCUCGGACUUAAAUGUGAAAGUGGGAGAUUAUGGGAUAGGAUUCAGCAGGUACAAGGAGGAUUAUAUUGAAACAGACGAUAAAAAAAUUUUCCCUCUGCGAUGGACUGCACCAGAAUUAGUAACCAGCUUUCAAGACAGACUGCUAACUGCAGAUCAAACUAAGUAUAGUAAUAUCUGGUCCCUGGGUGUGACGCUCUGGGAGCUUUUUGAUAAUGCUGCUCAGCCUUAUUCCAACCUUUCCAACUUAGAUGUUCUCAGCCAGGUCAUUCGAGAGAGACACACAAAGCUCCCAAAGCCCCAGCUGGAGCAGCCUUAUUCUGAUCGAUGGUAUGAAGUUUUACAGUUCUGCUGGCUGUCACCAGACAAGAGACCAGCGGCUGAAGAUGUGCAUAGACUGCUCACCUACCUGCGGAUGCAAAGCCAAAGGGACUCAGAAGUCGACUUUGAACAACAGUGGAAUGCUCUUAAACCAAAUACAAAUAGCAGAGACGCUUCAAAUAAUGCUGCAUUCCCAAUUCUUGACCAUUUUACCAGGGAGCGGCUUGGUCGUGAAAUGGAGGAAGUCCUCACCGUGACUGAAACCAGCCAGGGCCUGAGCUUCGAGUAUGUCUGGGAGGCAGCUAAGCAUGAUCACUUUGACGAGCGCAGUCGGGGCCACCCGGAUGAAGCCUUGUCCUACACAAGCAUCUUCUUUCCAGUUGAAGUUUUUGAGAAUUCACUUUCAGAUCCUGGGCCCGGGAAACAAGAUGACAGUGGCCAGCGUGUCCCUGUUAGAGCCCCCGGAGUGGUUCCCGUUUUUGAUGCCCACAACCUUUCUGUUGGAAGCGACUAUUACAUCCAAUUAGAAGAAAAAAGUGGGAGCAACUUGGAGCUUGAUUACCCACCUGCACUGCUUACCACUGAAAUGGAUAAUCCUGAAAGAAGAGGUGACGAGGCAUCCCAGUUUCUGACACUGAGGAAUCUUGAAUUUGAGGAGUCCAGUACAGAUGAGGAUUUCUUCCAAAGCAGUACAGACCCCAAAGACUCCAGCAUACCUGAGGACGCACAUGUUACCACGGGCCCUGAGAGCCCUUUCAACAAUAUAUUUAAUGAUCUUGACAAAUCAGAGGAUUUGCCCAGUCACCAAAAAAUAUUUGACUUAAUGGAACUAAAUGGAGUUCAGACUGACUUUAAGCCAACCACUUUACGUUCCACUUUGGAUGACCCCAAAGAGUCAGUAGUAACAUGCCACUUUGAGAAGGAAAAGCCCCAUAAGCUUUUUGACUAUGAGCCUCUUGGCUUAUCAGAAAACCUUAUGCACCAAGAUAAUUUUGAUCCGCUGAAUAUUCAAGAAUUAUCAGAAAACUUUUUAUUUCUUCAAGAGAAAAACUUACUAAAAGACUCAUUGUCUAGCAAAGAACAUAUAAAUGAUCUUCAAAUAGAACUUAAAAAUGCCGGUUUUACUGAAACUAUAUUAGAAACUCCACAUAGAAACUCUUUAGAUACUGAGCUUAAGUUUGCUGAAAAUAAACCAGGCUUUUCUCUGUUGCAGGAGAACAUGAGUGCAAAGGGGAAAGAUGCAGGUGUCAUGCCCGUGGACAACACUUCAAACCUCUCAUUGCAGUCUUCCCCGGAAGUGCAGGUACCUCCUACCUCACUUGAAACAGAAGGAACACCUCAUAGUGUACCUCCAGAUACGUUCCCAAAGCAGGGAGAAACCAAACCCACGUGUUUAGAUGUCAGUAUCCAUGAAGACUUUCUCUGCCAAGAACUCAGUCCAGACUCUGUGACUGUCCCCGUUGAAACUCCCUUGACUGAUGCCAGGACAUCAGUUGGUGAUAGGUCCCAUGACUUGACUCACCAAAAUGAGGAGGCCUUGAGACUACCCAAAAGUGACUCGGUUCUUGUUGACGACGUUUUUGCCAGUAAGGUGAGUAUAGGGAGUAGUCUUCCAGAAUUGAGACAGAACUUACAAAAUCAACUGCUUUCUGAAGACCAUCAUAGUCAUAGUCUGCUGGAGAAAAACUUGGAGGCUGUGGAGACUUUGAACCAGCUGAAUUAUAAAAAUGCUACAAAAGACAUGGGCUUGGUGUCUGCCUUUUCCUCGGAUUCUACCAGUCAAGACAGCCUUUUAGAAGAUAGCUUGUCAACACCCAUUCCAACAUCAGAACAGUCUGUGGAGACCCCAGACUCUCUGGAUUCGGUGGAUGUCCAUGAAGUUUUACUGGGUUCUUUAGGCUCUCACACACCUCAGAAACUCUUGCCCCCUGAUAAGCCUGCAGACAGUGGCUACGAGACAGAGAACUUGGAGUCCCCUGAAUGGACUCUGCACCCUGCUCCCGAUGGCACCUCAGCCUCUGAGGCGACCACAGCAGGCGACAGCGGUCGUGGCGGGUUGCCUCCCAACCCUGUCAUCGUCAUCUCAGACACAGCUGAUGGCCACAGAGGGACAGAAGUGACCUCGCAGACUUUUACACCUGGUUCCCAGAGCUCACACAGAGACUCUGCCUACUUCUCAGAUAAUGAUUCUGAGCCUGAUAAGAAGUCAGAGGGGGUCCCAGGAACCUCAGUGUUGGCCUUGGCAAUCGUAGCAGAUCAGCCCUUGCCUGAGCCAGUCAUCCCAGAGCAAAGUCCUGGCGACAAGGACAGUUGCCUGGAAACCAAAAAUAGACAGCCAGACCAAAGUUGUCUAUCUGCUUUGCAAAAGUCCAGUCACCUGGAAUCAAGAGAAACGUCAGAACCAGCACUGACUGACAUUUCCAAACAAAUGCAUCCUGAGGACGAGGCUGGCAGUCCCCUGAGUCUGUUGAACUCAGAGCUGAGCAGUGGUGAUGACUUUGAGGCCCACGAAGAGCAGCCCUGCACGCUUGCCUCCGCUGGAACCAACACUAACGAACUCCUUGCGUUUGCAAGUUCCACCCUCCGCUCCAGCAGCCCAUCGGCCUUGAUGGUGGAUAAGUCCUCGGGCAGCCACUCCGAGAGCCCCAAGCUGAAGGAGCCAGAUAUCGAAGGGAAAUACUUGGGGAAACUUGGUGUGUCGGGGCUGCUCGACCUCUCCGAGGAUGGAAUCGAUGCAGACGAGGAGGACGAAAACAGUGACGACUCUGACGAGGACCUGCGAGCAUUCAACCUGCACAGCCUCAGCUCCGAGUCGGAAGAUGAAACCGAGCACCCCGUCCCUGUGAUCCUCAGCAACGAGGAUGGGAGGCACUUGCGGAGCCUGUUGAAACCCUCGGCUGCUGUUGCCAUUGACCAGCUACCAGAUGACUGGAAGAAAGAAAAGAAGGCGGUGACGUUUUUUGAUGAUGUCACAGUCUAUCUGUUUGACCAGGAGACCCCAACCAAAGAGCUGGGACGCUGCGGAGGAGAGGCACAUGGCCCUGAGUUGAGCAGCCCGGCACCUUCGUCAGAUUCCCCCUACCUGAGCAGGUGUAUCAAUUCCGAAAGUUCAACUGACGAAGAAGGUGGAGGCUUUGAAUGGGACGAUGACUUCUCCCCAGACCCUUUUAUGUCAAAGACAACAAGUAACCUUCUUAGUUCCAAGCCUUCUCUUCAGACAUCAAAGUACUUUUCUCCUCCACCGCCACCCCGGAGUGUGGAGCAGAGCUGGCCCCACGCAUCACCAUAUUCCAGAUUCUCCAUCUCUCCUGCCAACAUCGCCAGCUUUUCUCUCACACACCUGACUGACUCGGACAUCGAGCAAGGAGGAAGCAGCGAAGAUGGAGAAAAAGAUUAGGUGGCUGCUGACGCACUCUCGGGUCCCAGGCUGCUCCCCCAGGGCGGGGUUCCUGUGCUGCCAGCGAGCAUCGACAUCCACUCCACAUCUGCUGAAACAGGACAGGGAGAAAGACUCAGGAGGCGAAAGGGAGCCGGUGCUGGGCUCUGUGCUCCCAGCCCACGGCGGGAAGCCUGGCUGUGGAGGCGUGGUCUCAUCUAGCGCAGUGUGCUGCCCUCGCAGCUGCGCCCUGCGGCCGCUCUCACCCACUGCAAGUGCUCGUGCUCUGGUGGUCCUUGGGGAGCGCCGACCCUGCUCCGGUCUGUGGGGAACUGUAGGCUCGGGUUGUUUCUGGUUUCCACGUGGGGUGUUCUCUGCGUCCAUACCUGUGCAUCCCGUCUGUGCACGGGCCCGGAGGACGCAUGAUGGGAAUUGGCACCAGUGAGCCAUAUUUAUUAUUUUUAAAGAAAUCACUAAUUGCUUUCUGUAAUUGCACUGUGGAUAAAUGUUCUAAGAGUCCCUGAUAUUGUACAGAAUCUUAAAUUAUUCAAGGAAAAUAAGGCAGGUCAAGCUGGUGCUAUCCACUAGUUUGAUUUUUUUUUUUGUUUUAUAGUUUGCUCUGCAUGGUACUUGUAAAGCUUAAAUAUUUUGAGCAUUACGCUGUCUUUAGAAUUGUUGGAAUUGUACAUAUGGUACUCUUUCGUACGUGAUAGAUGAUUCUGAAUGUUAGUGUUUUAUGUUCUUAUAGGAAAUAUUUUUGAUGAGUCCAAAAAGACUGCUCUGUUUUGUUGAUUGAAUGAAACAUUUUUGUCUCUUCUCCAUAAGGUGGUUUCCCUGCUGCAAAUGAGGCUUCCCUGAGGAGCUGAAGGGUCUUGCAGCCCAUCUAUAUCAUCCUCCCACCCGCCCCCCAAUUUUUUCAGGCCCUUUUGGUAAAAAUCAACAGGUGGUGCAUCCCAGAACUCAGCUGCUAGUUAGGAUGUCCAGGUCUCCCAACCCCUCUCCCUGGGAAGCCAAGCGGCUUCCUCCCUGCUGCGUUCUCAUGUGGCAGGUUGAGUGAUCUGCAAACAGAGUGUGGCCCCCGGGUCACUUCCCCUCAAAGCCGGCUCUUCUGCAUGAUUUUAGAAGCGCAGACUGCUAUGGCUUCAGUGUCCUUGUGACUCCUCCUGUCGGGAAGGUGGAGAACUCCGAGGAAGAAGCUGCUCCACAGAGGGCUCUGGUAGCCAAGGGCAGUUUGAGUUCAUUCUUCUGUAUGCUUCAGCUGUACAGAAGAGCUGAAGUUACCUGCAGAGGUAACUUCUGAUAACCUGCAGAGCUGAAGUUACCCCUCAGAACCACUUUGAGUCAUAUCACGUCCAGGUGUGGCUAGUCUCUGUAACCAAGGACGUACACUACAUCCCUACAUCUGUGAGGAGGGACAAGGGACAAUGGCGAAGCCUCUGCAGCUGGCACAUCCUCCCGGUCGGGACCUUGAGUGGCCCCGAGUAGCCAUCGCAUCCAAACACUUGCCCAGGGCUCAUCUGUGCUCACCCUUCCCUCCUGCAUUAAGCACCAAGUUCUCCCCUUGCUUUGAAAGGGACCGAGCGUAUGCAGUGAAACCUCAUAAUGUUGGCUGGAAUCGGGUGUUCAUAAUAAAAAAGCUGACCUCAUUCUGCAGUUCUUGAGUUCUGCUUUGAUGUCAGGAAGUUUCCAGGAGCUAGAGCAGCGGAGCGGCGCUGUGCUGAGGGAGGCCCAGUGUGUCAUCAGGAAGCCGUGUGCACCAGGUAGGGCCUCAGGUCUGCAGUCCCCACGUGCUGGCCUCUCGCCCCAGGUGUUUUCCGGUGCUGAUACGCCUUCCUGACUCCAGCUGAACACUAGGACGACUCCAGGCCAGGGCUGGGGCCGCGUGAUGUAAGUCACAGGCACCAGGUCCUAGUGUGAGGUGCAAAUGUGUAUCCUGGCUAGAGUUUAUAUAGUAACUUAUGACCUUUCUUAUCAAUUCUGGUUCACCCCACUUACUUUUUACACUAGCAAUAACUUUCCAGAGCAAGAAAAUGAGAAUGGAGAAAGAGCCCCUUUUACCCUCUACUCGGGGUGAGCGAGGAGCACUGCCGGAGAACACUGCCAGAGCGCGCUGGACCUCGUGAUGGGCAUGUUGAACACAAAAGUGAACAGCGCGUGAGGUGAUUUUGCCAAAAUUGUGAUAACUCCGAAUUUCUUGCUAUGGAGACUUCCUGAAUUUUCUGAAUUUUUCAUCUAACUACCAGUCUUGGUUGAGAGAAAUGAAAGGCAGUUAUACUGUUUUUUUCACAUUAUAGGUUUAAGGAGUUCAGAUUUAAUGACUAAAAUCAAGCAAAUCCAUAGAAUAUAUAGUCUUCUUAUACAGCCUGGGAUAAAUUUAUUGAUAUUUUGGGGCUGUACAUUUUUCACUAUGAUUAAGGAGAUUUUAACAACGUAAUUCCCAUUUUAAUUUAUUUUGUCUAUAUCACUGUCAUAAUUGCCAAAAAAAGCAUUUUAUACAUUGAGUUGCGGGGGGUGAGUUGGGGUAGUAGAUAUUAUUGUGAUGAUGCAUGGUAGGGAAGAUUUUAUAUUUAUAAUAAACAUGUGAGGUAACAUGUUCUUUUGAAAUCUCAAGCAAUACACAGGAAAUAAAUUAUGUAGAUUAAAAUUUUCAGCCUAUUUUUAAAAUGUCAGCAUGUGCUUUGCUGUUUGUUUUUUUUACUCAGUCAGUUAUCAGUGCUGGGUUUUCAAACCAUACUUGUUCUAAUAAGUUAUGCAGUGAAAUAAGUCAGUGGAAUUCUCUAGAUAGUAUGGGUGAGGUUUAUAAUACCUGGUUCACAAUAUUUCUUGGCCUCUUUGGAAUCUGUCAGAUUUUAAUUAGUCUUACUUUGGUGGAAUUUACGUAUUUUAAAUCCUGUAAUAGAAAUAAUCAAACCUUCAUUUCCUUCCUAGCUAGAUGUUAAUUUGUGUUAUCAAAUGACCCUGUGAUUAGCCAGAAAGAGAAAUGUAGAAAAAGUGCUCCCCAAAUCCUUGUGAACAGACUGUGCGCCUGGGCGAGAAGCCGUUCGUCUUAGGGGGAGGAAGCUCAGUGGAGUUGCAUUGCAAACAGAGCUUUCAUUCUGUGUUUAAAUGUGCAGGUGAUUGUUCCUAUAGAAAUGGGUUAUCUAAGAAAAGUCUUUGUAUGUCUUGCUGCCCUAAAACUCCUUUCAAAACCUCUUCCUUUUGUUAGUAUUUUCCAUGGGGUAUUUGUGGGGUUGAUGACUUACUGCAUGUCUGUCCUGAGGGCCUGGGAGCAAGGGAGGCAGCUGCUGGCUUUACUCUGCUCAGCCCAUCACCUGAAGAUUCCAGAAGUGAACCAAGUGUUAGGCUCCAGAUGUUGGGCGUCUGUCAUAGGGGCUUCAGAAUGUUAGCCUUAAGAGAAGUAGCCUUAAAUAAGACUGCGUGCACACAGUUACUUCAGAUGUAAAUCCCCAAAACAAUAUUCCUACGUAGUAAUGAGGUCGGCUCCAGUUUUGGCUAUUAAAAAGAAAACUCUCUUUAGUAUAUAAAAUUCUUACAGAUGUGUUGACAGUAUUGAUCACCAACAACCUGUUAUUUAAACGGCUCGAACACGUUUAACUGUUCGAGUCGGAACAGGCGCAGCUAGAGCUCCGGUAGGUGAUGGAGCGGUGUGUGCACCCGCUCUCUAAUUCCGUCCGCAGAUGAGGACCCCAGGGGCGGCCACCCCUAAGAGGUGUCCCUGUUGUGCUUUAACACAGUCGGAAGAGGUUCACGGCGAUAUAAAAGUUAAUGAACUUUCAGUUUAAAUUGUGUACAUUUUUAAACUGUAAGAUUUUUACUGUAUAUUGAUGCAUAGUGUGAUUCAAUAAAUUGCUUGUAAUUUAAAAACUAUUUAAUAUUCAAAAUAAAUAUAGUUAUAUAUUUAUAAACUC
This is a messenger RNA of Diceros bicornis minor, 8940 nucleotides long. RefSeq names its product lemur tyrosine kinase 2 (gene LMTK2). NCBI's taxonomy places the organism in Eukaryota, Metazoa, Chordata, Mammalia, Perissodactyla, Rhinocerotidae. The transcript has 9 exons. Gene Ontology annotation, biological process: protein phosphorylation. Gene Ontology annotation, molecular function: ATP binding; protein kinase activity. The record is from RefSeq and is a predicted model, not a curated record. The coding region runs from base 1235 to 5053 and encodes 1272 amino acids.